Epithele typhae is the source of this 459-nucleotide messenger RNA. RefSeq lists its product as uncharacterized. The transcript is spliced from 2 exons. NCBI's taxonomy places the organism in Eukaryota, Fungi, Basidiomycota, Agaricomycetes, Polyporales, Epitheliaceae. The record is from RefSeq and is a predicted model, not a curated record. Bases 1 to 459 code for a protein of 152 amino acids.
AUGCCCCCAACGAUCUCUUACAGUACUUUCCUCGCCUUUGGGACCUUCGGCGACGCCUACCAGCACCACCGCGUCUCGGAAGUGAUACUGGUCUUCGCCCCGUGCUCGCGUACGGAACUCUCGUGGUCAAUCACUGCUCGCGCCCACAACGGCCACACACUCACCGUCGAGGACAUCCUCCACACCAUCACCAUCUCCCUCUUCCACCGACACACCCCCUCAAACCCGCUCCCGAGGAACCACCCCUGCCGUGCGUUCUGGGAGGACUCACGCCUCUUGCGCGUUCUUCACGGACACCAUGAUGUGCACGGCGCCGGCGGGGUGACGCACGGCGACCGUCUGCGCAACGUCGAUCUCUACCAUGCGGAUCGCGGGCGCGCACUGUACUUCCGCGGCAUCCGCCCUGAGCAGCGGCCAGGCAGCGACGUCGUGUACGUCGUCGAUUUGCAGCAGGAGUGA